This is a messenger RNA of Zalophus californianus (California sea lion), 351 nucleotides long. Its product is annotated as U6 snRNA-associated Sm-like protein LSm3. Bases 1 to 351 code for a protein of 116 amino acids. The record is from RefSeq and is a predicted model, not a curated record. Gene Ontology annotation, molecular function: RNA binding. Gene Ontology annotation, cellular component: catalytic step 2 spliceosome; precatalytic spliceosome; Lsm1-7-Pat1 complex. The transcript has a single exon. Lineage: Eukaryota; Metazoa; Chordata; Mammalia; Carnivora; Otariidae. Gene Ontology annotation, biological process: mRNA splicing, via spliceosome; P-body assembly.
AUGGCGGACGACGUGGACCAGCAACAAACUACCAACACUGUAAAAGAGCCCCUGGAUCUCAUCAGGCUCAGCCUGGAUGAGCGAAUUUAUGUGAAAAUGAGAAAUGACAGAGAGCUUCGAGGCAGAUUACAUGCUUAUGAUCAGCAUUUAAAUAUGAUAUUGGGAGAUGUGGAAGAAACUGCGACUACUACAGAAAUUGAUGAGGAAACAUACUAUAUAUAUAUAAAUCAACAAAAUAUAUAUAGAUAUAUAAAUCAAAAGAUAUAUAAAUCAACAAAACGGAAUAUUCCAAUGCUUUUUGUCUGGGGAGAUGGUGUUGUACUAGUUGCCCCUCCUUUAAGAGUUGGCUGA